Molecule: messenger RNA, 975 nt
Organism: Drosophila santomea
Lineage: Eukaryota; Metazoa; Arthropoda; Insecta; Diptera; Drosophilidae
Gene: mex1
Product: protein midgut expression 1
Exons: 3
Coding region: 382-633 (83 amino acids)
Source: RefSeq, a predicted model, not a curated record
GGAAUCGACGCCUAAUCGUAGUCAUUGUGGUUGUCGUCGCGCUCACACUAAUAUUCUUUAUAUUAUUUCAUAUAUAUGAUAGGUAUUACGAUCAGUCUCCCUUCACUCGAGAUGUGUAAAAGAAUUUGCUUUAUUUGUAUUCAAUUCUGGUGAAGUGGCCAGUUCCAGUGAUGGAUAAUAUGAUACCUCGUUCGAAUGGAAAUAUUUUUGUUAUUUCGCCCGAUAUGAUUAAAGCUUUCAAUACCUGUAGACCCGAAAUGCGGUCGAUGACUGUAACCCCCUUCAGUUAACACUUUGUGUUGGUCAACAACGCAUCGAGGGUCGGAAGUAUACUGUACUAGUACAUCUAUAUUAUAAUAUUAACCAAAAACCGUCAUCACCAUGUGCAACGCUCUCUGUGAAUGCCUCAAAUGUCCCGGCAAAGUGGUUUGCUGUUGCUGCUCCUGCGCCUGCAAGAUGCUGCUGAGCAUCGUGUUUUCCGCGCUUCUGAUGGUUGUGGUCAUCGGCCUGAUUGUCUACUUCACGGUCUUCUAUCACAAGGAUAAGAACACGGACGAAGUGCAGAAGCAGGUCGCCCAACUGGCGCCCAUUGUGAAGCGCAGCAUUCGCGACUACUUCAGCAAGGAGUACUGAUCUGAGGACAUGAAUUUAUACUAUAGGCCAUACUAAUAAUAAUAACCCCGUCGAAAUCGAAAUCGAAACGAACCAACAACCAAAGCCGUUCAGUGCAUGACUUAAUCUAAUCGCGUCGGAUGCUCGUUAUGGGAUUUUUUCUUAUCUAUAGAUAGUUUGCGACUCAAUUGAAUGGGCAAUUUGCGAGUUCUUUAAAAAGGUAGAUACUGUUGUAGCGCGGAAAAUGUGACUCACUGAAUGCUUUACAAUACACUUUAAGCUCGAAACUGAAUAAAGCAUUCACAAUAUGUGUAUGCAAGGCAGAAAUAAAUCAGAAAUAAAAGUUUAUUGUAAGAAACGAAA